Molecule: messenger RNA, 255 nt
Organism: Cooperia oncophora
Lineage: Eukaryota; Metazoa; Nematoda; Chromadorea; Rhabditida; Trichostrongylidae
Source: the annotation of a GenBank genome assembly
AUGAAAGACGUACUUAUAAAAGGAUUCAACGAGACUAUCGUUAGUUGGUAUCGAUGGAUGCAGAGGGAUUCCUGUCGGCCUUAUAGGAAAAAAGAGCUGUUCAAACUAGGCGGUGAUCAGGUUGAUGAGUCAACAAUUGAUGUUUGCACAUGCUAUGCGGAUUACUGUAAUGGAAGUUCAUCAGCGAGAUUAUCGACGUUAUUGAUUCCAGUUAUAAUCACAUUAACAUACAUUCUUUUAAUAUUUCUAUAUUAA